Suillus clintonianus is the source of this 477-nucleotide messenger RNA. RefSeq lists its product as uncharacterized. The transcript has a single exon. Lineage: Eukaryota; Fungi; Basidiomycota; Agaricomycetes; Boletales; Suillaceae. The coding region runs from base 1 to 477 and encodes 158 amino acids. The record is from RefSeq and is a predicted model, not a curated record.
AUGACCAAAGUCAAAAACAUCGGUCAAGAAAUCUCUGAAAUCCAAAACAUCGGCCGAGAUAUAACCAAAGUCAAAAACAUCGGUCAAGAUAUCUCCAAAAUCAAAGACAUCAGUUGGCAUCAAAAACAUCGGUUGGCAUCAAAGACAUCAGUCGGCAUCAAAAACAUCGGUCAACAUCAAAAACAUCGGUCAGCAUCAAAAACACUGGUGAACAUCAAAAACACCGGUGAACAUCAAAAACAUUGGUCAGCAUCAAAGGCAUCAGUCAGCAUCAAAGGCAUCGGCCGACAUCAAAGACAUCGGUCGGCAUCAAAAACAUCGGCCGACAUCAAAGACAUCGGUCGGCAUCAAAAACAUCGGCCGACAUCAAAGACAUCGUUUGGCAUCAAAAACAUUGGCCGACAUCAAAGACAUCGUUCGGCAUCAAAAACAUCGGUCAACAUCAAAAACAUCGGUCGGCAUCAAAAACACCGGUGA